UAUUACAUGAGAUGGCAACUGUUUUAAAUACGGGUUUAGACAGGAAAACAGUUGGUUAUUGUAUAUCAUUAUGUGAAAAAGGUGCCAAUCCAGAGGCUUUAGCUACAAUCAUUAAAGAUUUACAGAAACAACAAGAAAAUAAAAAGAAAGAAACGAACAAUAAACAGUAAUAUACCCUUUUUUAAAGUCUUUCUUUUUUUGUCUAUUUUUUUUUUUUUUGGUGUCUUUUAUUUAUGAAGCGUGAAGCCAAAGAGGACAACAACAACACUGAAGAGAAUAAAAAGGCAAAGAAAGAGCAUCCUUUUUUCAACAUGAAGAGAGUAAAUAAAGGAGCAAUAAAGUGGAUCAAUGCACUUGACACGGUUCUUAUUGGAAAAACGCAUGGAAAAGAGACAGGAAAAACCAAGAUUGCUGCUUUUGACUUGG
Messenger RNA from Rhizopus microsporus ATCC 52813, 426 nucleotides. RefSeq lists its product as uncharacterized. NCBI's taxonomy places the organism in Eukaryota, Fungi, Mucoromycota, Mucoromycetes, Mucorales, Rhizopodaceae. Gene Ontology annotation, biological process: microtubule nucleation by interphase microtubule organizing center; gamma-tubulin complex localization; mitotic spindle assembly. The record is from RefSeq and is a predicted model, not a curated record. The coding region runs from base 12 to 170 and encodes 52 amino acids. The transcript is spliced from 3 exons. Gene Ontology annotation, cellular component: interphase microtubule organizing center; gamma-tubulin ring complex; centrosome.